CCGUGCCCCCGAGUACCGGGGACCUCAGGGAAGCCGGCUCACGGAGACUGUCCCGCGGGUCGCCUGAGUCCAGGCUCGCCCGGGCGCUGCCCAGGCAACAGUGCCUCCAGUCCCCCCGCCCUGGGGAGACGUGUGAGCCUGCCGGUCUCCCCGCGGGAUGUGAGGGCAAAACGCAAUAGCGGCUGUAAAAUUCUCUACAGGCAGAACUGCGGAUACCUAGGAUGACGCAAUCUCGGCGCGAGGUGGGGAGCGGCUCCGCGAGGACCUCAGCCUGGAGAGAUCGCCUGGGAAGCGGAAGCCGUCGGUAGCGAAGUGGCGGCUGACGGUGACGGUGGUUCAGACAAGACUGAGGACCAGAAAGGGAAUGUGACCUCCCCAAAGUCACAGAGUAAUUGGUAGAGCUGGACAAGAACCUAAGCCUGUAACUGAAGAGACCAGAGGUCUUUCUGUUACAUUCUUGGGAAGCAGACGGUAAGAAUUUCACUUUCCCAACGACAGAAGUUAUGUCUUAUGGUUUGUUCUAUGUUCCCAACAUCCAGUCCAAGGCCAGGCUCAUAGAUCUUUGCAAAUUAUCUUGUGAGAAAAAUGCCUAAAGUCAAAAGAAGCCGGAAAGCUCCCCCAGAUGGUUGGGAGUUGAUCGAGCCAACACUGGAUGAAUUAGAUCAAAAGAUGAGAGAAGCUGAAACAGAACCUCAUGAGGGAAAGAGGAAAGUGGAAUCUCUGUGGCCUAUCUUCAGGAUCCACCACCAGAAAACCCGCUAUAUUUUUGACCUCUUUUAUAAGCGGAAAGCCAUAAGCAGAGAACUAUAUGAAUACUGUAUUAAAGAAGGCUAUGCUGAUAAAAACCUGAUUGCAAAAUGGAAAAAGCAGGGGUAUGAGAAUUUAUGCUGCCUGCGCUGCAUUCAGACACGGGACACCAAUUUUGGGACGAACUGCAUUUGCCGGGUCCCCAAAAGCAAGCUGGAAGUGGGCCGGAUCAUCGAGUGCACGCACUGCGGCUGCCGGGGCUGCUCUGGCUGAGGUCCUUAGGCCCUGACCCCUCUUCACCCUGAACUUUGGACUUCUUGGGUUUCUGCCCGUGGUGCCACCCUCUUUCCUAGGAGCAGCUUUUCCUGCAGAGCAGUGCUCCUGGCCUGAGUUGGAGCAUGGUCUCCGUAUGUAAA
This is a messenger RNA of Canis lupus familiaris (dog), 1163 nucleotides long. RefSeq names its product BUD31 homolog (gene BUD31). The transcript has 7 exons. Bases 586 to 1020 code for a protein of 144 amino acids. Gene Ontology annotation, biological process: mRNA splicing, via spliceosome. Gene Ontology annotation, cellular component: spliceosomal complex; nucleus. Lineage: Eukaryota; Metazoa; Chordata; Mammalia; Carnivora; Canidae. The record is from RefSeq and is a predicted model, not a curated record.